AUGGUUGAUCAUGGUUUUCUCACUCGUGAACUUCACGCGUUUAGUGAGGGUGAUUUUGUCUGUCCAGAAUUUUUCCAUCUAGUCAACCUCCCGGGGCAAAUUCCGCCUAGUGCAAGCUGGGCUUAUGGCAUGCGUCAUGUCCCUCAACGUAUCCUCCCAUUCUUAUCCCUGGGUCCGGCGGCUCACCUGCGAGACAUCGAUUCGCUACGAACAGAAGGCUUCACGCUCUUACUAGCGAUUCGAACCCAUCAAUUUGCUCAGACCCGCCUUGUGUCUGCUGAAAAGGCUGCUAGUCAGCUUGGCAUUUCAGCCGGGGCUGUUGAAGUGCUCGACACCCAGGAGUUGACUUCCCUCCUUCCUCACGCUAUAAGACGCAUCAAUGAUCACCUCGCAGGAGUCGAUGACAGUGGUCCAACUAUUCACAGUCGUGAUAACGCUCCAAGAAAAGUCCUUGUUUUCUGUGAGACGGGAAAUGAUCGAUCAGCCGUCGUCGUCAUCGCCUACCUGAUGGUCAUGCUUAAUCUCACUGCCACCGAGGCCAUCGAUAUCGUGCAAAGAAUCAGAUUGUCUAUGGUACCAUCGAAUUCCAUGAAGAGUAUGCUGGAUGCAUUCGACUCCAUUUUGGCUGCAAAACGUGACGUCAAAAGGGCAAUGCACAGGGCCACCCAGGGUGAGGCGGCCUCCCUGGGUACUCCAUCUUUUCCGUCUGAACUCUCCCUGCACAAACGGAGCUUCGCAGAGCAAGAUGAUAACGGCAUCGUCGCCGGGGUCAACAGCACCCAAGCCUACGAUGAUAUUCGUUCUCCGCAGAACAGAAGGCCACCAUCGCCAUUCCGGGAUCGAUUGUUUGAAGGACUCACAUGA
Penicillium oxalicum is the source of this 864-nucleotide messenger RNA. Its product is annotated as dual specificity protein phosphatase family protein. Bases 1 to 864 code for a protein of 287 amino acids. Gene Ontology annotation, biological process: protein dephosphorylation; regulation of ERK1 and ERK2 cascade; negative regulation of SCF-dependent proteasomal ubiquitin-dependent catabolic process. The record is from RefSeq and is a predicted model, not a curated record. NCBI's taxonomy places the organism in Eukaryota, Fungi, Ascomycota, Eurotiomycetes, Eurotiales, Aspergillaceae. Gene Ontology annotation, cellular component: cytoplasm; nucleoplasm. Gene Ontology annotation, molecular function: protein tyrosine/serine/threonine phosphatase activity; F-box domain binding. The transcript has a single exon.